GGAACCUGACGACAUCGUCGAGGAAACCGAAAACGCGGGUGCCCAGGCCGAUGCAGGGCAACAGGCCCUGGUCUGCCUGAAGAAGGCUGCUCAGCCUCUCUCAGUGGUGGAGGAGGAGAUCCCCUCCGACACCCUGCUGGAUGCUGAUGGGGUGGUGGGGAAGGGCGAAAAGGAGGCCACUGGCAGGAGGCGUCAGACUCUCAUCAUCACAAUCCACUUGGUGAAGAGAGAGAAGGUCCACAAGCCAGUGGAUGAUACAACAGUCGCACAAAAAGACUGCACGCAAUUGGAGAGCCAUGGCAAGAGGGUUCAAACUCUCGUAAUUACUCUGCACAUGGUCAAGAGAGAGAAAAUAAAGGAGGUAUACGAUGAGCUCCCCUCCGGGCACCGAGGCACGGCUGGGGACGCUCCUUCCAGCAGGAGCAAGGCCGUUACCGGCCCACCGGAAAAGAUGCCCCUUAUCAGCAGCUUCAAACAGCGGGAUGCAUCUCAAACCCCGGUCAAGAAAACUACCAGGUUCAACUUCCAAAACCUGAACACUUUCGUCAAAAUUCGUGAGCUGUACUGUGCCUACGACUACUGCAAGUAUGGCUUCCCUCUCUCCAGCAUUCGUCCUGAGCUGAAAAGCCUAAAGGAGAGAGCAGUGGAGCCACAGGAAGAGCCACCAAAGGAAGCAGAAAACAAACUACCAGAGGCUCAGAAAACAGUAACAGAGGAAGCAACAGAUUCAGCCAACAAAAUCAAUGAGCCACAACACCUCACAGGGAUCCUCAAGAAAGGAAAGACGGCCAGCACCGCUCAUAAAUGUGUGCGCUUUAACUUCCAGAACCUGAACACUUUCGUCAAGGAUCGUGAGCUGUACUGUGGCUACGACUACUUCAGGUAUGGCUUCCCUCUCUACAGCAUUCGUCCUGAGCUGGACAGGCGAAAGGAGAGAACAGUGAAGCCACAGAAAGGGCCAGCAAAGGACGCGGUAAAGAAACACAACACACGACACCAGCAAACAGUUGGAGCAGCUCGCUGUGCACAAAUGAAUACCACUACUGAAGGGAAGUCUCCUAAAGGUAUCCUGAAGAAAGAAAAGAUGCCACGGUCCACCUGUCCAAGACAUGUGCCCUUCAACCUUGGUAACCACCGCGCCCCCGUCAAGGAACGUGAGGUGUACCGUGGCCACGACACCUUCAGAUAUGCCGCGCCGCUCCAAGUCACUCAGCCUCCCAACUUUACCUCGAGGCCUCACCAGCAGCCCGUUAGAUCCGCCUCUAACUCGCUGCGUGGCGCACCUCGGCACCUCGAGAGGCCGGCACAGCGGAGGAACGACUCCUUCCAGCAAAACAGUGGCUGGUAUGCUGCACACAACUACACCAACAGCCGCCACUCACAGCAACGCCAGCACAACGCCAGCAGCCACGUCCCGCCAAGAUACGAAACAAGGCAUUUCUACGAGGGACAGACACAUCGGGGCACCAACUCCCGCAGCAGAAGUCGUGCCAAGAGAGGCGCAAAGCCGAGUGGUGGCGAGUUUCUGUGAGCACCGGGCGAGUACACAGCGUCGUGAUCAAACUCAAAUGUUCAGCGUUGUACAGGUGACGUACAUUCCGGGUGCAUUUCUCAACACCCGCUGAACAGUAACUGUCGCUGACUGGUGAUAACAGAGACUGAGGAGUGCCAAGAAGCACCACAAUCACACUGAGAGGAACGGCUCGCCAGCUGACUAAAAUCACCAUGCAGAGGAACGCAUCCCAUGGAACGGUGCCACUUCUGCGGAACAAAUUGUUCAAGAGUGUCGCAUCUGUGGGGAGUGUUUGGACGCAUGUGUGUGCUUACAUUUCUUAUCUUAUAUUUCAAAUGAAAAAAUAGAAAAUAUUGUCUUACAAAAACCUUAGGCAGGGAUAGUGGGGUCGUGUUGCACCUCAGAACAAGAAACGUUAUGUAAGGAGUUGUCUGAACGACCACCUGUUUUAAAACUAUAUUUAAAUGAAAGGUAUUAGAAUGCUCUUGCCAGUAUGCUUCAGCUCAGUGUGAUGACCUGAGUUUUAUUUUGUCUCUCAUUCUCUGCGGAAUGAUUAUAGCUUCCAGGUCUGAGACGCGUGCCCAGAGCGUGACGGAGGUGAGAUCGGGAUGGAGCCACACAUUCCGCGUUAUUCAUUUAUCGUGGCAAAACUCCCUGGUUCAGUCACGCUUGUUCGCGUGCUAUCAACGAUUGAGGCAGCUCACAGAAGGUGCAGGAGCCCUAGAACUUUUGCUAAAAAUGGUCUUCACAUUUAUGCCAAGAAUCGUGCCAAAUUUGUUCUCCGACUUGCCAAUAACUCCUUCAUCAAUAAAUAAAAAUGUCAAAAUUUUGCUAACAAAAUUGU
Messenger RNA from Eriocheir sinensis (Chinese mitten crab), 2357 nucleotides. RefSeq lists its product as uncharacterized. Lineage: Eukaryota; Metazoa; Arthropoda; Malacostraca; Decapoda; Varunidae. The record is from RefSeq and is a predicted model, not a curated record. The transcript has 2 exons. The coding region runs from base 335 to 1531 and encodes 398 amino acids.